AGUGGGAAAAGCCUGAAGAAUUGAUGCUAUAUGAGCAACAGCAGCAGAAUCCGUCCAAACAACAUAAUCAAGUGCAGUCUCACCAAACAGAGCCAUCUACACAGCAAGCUCCUCAGAUGCAAGUUCAGCUUCAGGGUCCACAUCGGGCGCAGCUACAUAACCAGGCCAAGCCAUUGCAGCAGCCUUCUCAAUCUUCGUACCAGGUUCCUGUGUUCCCAGCUAAACAAGGCACAAAGGAACUUGGCUAUGCACAAAUACCUCCGGUGAAUGAUCCUUCUAGAUAUCAGCAGGGUGCACAGGGGGGGUCUCAAGAAUGGAUGUGGACGAAUAAGAAUUGAGGAACUCGAUCCAGAUUAGAUGGAUGCAUUGAAGUGAAACUAACUUCAUUAGGACCAAGAACAUGAGAUGGAGCUGGGGAAGGAAGACACUGACUGAACGUCGUACUGUUUGGUUCUUCUUCGGCUGCAGCAGCUUCUCUUGACAAAUAUGGCUAGUAACCUGUUAUUAUACGCAUGUAUCAUAAUGUUAUUAACUUAGAGCUUAUCAUUCUAAGAUUCUCUGUAUUUCUGUAUUUCUGCUGUUGUAUAAUAGAUAUAGAUAUUCUGUGUGUAAUUGUUGAGCAGCUAGCAGUACAUUUUAUUUGUUUUAUUUUUAUUUUUUCUUCUUGGGUGAGCCCUAU
This is a messenger RNA of Erythranthe guttata (spotted monkey flower), 679 nucleotides long. Lineage: Eukaryota; Viridiplantae; Streptophyta; Magnoliopsida; Lamiales; Phrymaceae. The record is from RefSeq and is a predicted model, not a curated record.